AUGGUCGCCCUUGGAAGAAGUAUCGGGACUCCCUCGUCCGGAGCGACCCCAACAUCAUCAUCGACAUCGGCAUCAUCAUCAUCAAGCCGUCGCAAAGAAUCCGCUGGAGGCAAGUUCAACCUAUAUGGCGAUGAGUGGGAGGAUACGGUAGACUUUGCCAUCCAACGGUUCGACGAGCUCCCCCAUCGCCUUUUUGGUGUUAAUCAACACAUGAUCAUCAACUAUGAGCUCAAAGAGGCCUUGCGUAUGAUGCUCCGUCAGUUCAAUGCGCCAAUUGUCUACUGUUUCGCCUACGGCUCGGGCGUCUUUCCCCAAGAAAAGGCUGGUCGCAGCGUCAGCGAAGCCGAGUUUCGAGCUGUCCACCCCAAGCCUCCCGAGGCCCUUGUCAAGGCCCAAAAGGGCUCGCCCAAGAUGAUUGACUUUAUUUUCGGAGUCACGCAUACAGAGCACUGGCACUCCAUCAACAUGAAGCAGCACCGAGAUCACUACUCAGGGGUCGCAUCGCUUGGUUCUGGUUUUGUCUCACGAGUCCAGGGCUGGGGCGCUGGCGUUUAUUUCAACCCCUACAUCGAAAUGAAUGGCAUGCUGAUCAAGUAUGGCGUUACAAGCAUCGACAACCUGGUGAGAGACCUAUCUACCUGGGAUAACCUGUACUUGGCGGGACGCCUCCAGAAGCCCGUCAAGAUUCUGCGAGACCACCCGCGAGUCCGUCUGGCAAAUCAGAUUAACCUCAUCGCCGCUGUCCGAACUGCUCUCCUCCUUUUGCCGCCCAAUUUUACCGAAGCCGAUCUGUACAGCACCAUUGCCGGCCUCAGCUAUCUCGGCGACCCCAGAAUGGCCCUCCCUACCGAAAAUAAGAGCAAGGUGGCCAACAUAGUCUCUAACAACAUGGUUCAUUUCCGCCGACUCUACGCUCCGCUAAUUAGGACGCUUCCCAACGUGACGUUUGUCGACCCGGUCCGGCUGGACGACGAGAACUGGAUUUUGAACCCCGAAGCCAACACUAGGCUGCAGCAGGACAUGGAUUUGGUUAAGCGAGGAAACAUGGUUAGGCGCCUGCCAGGAAGCUUCAGGUCUCGACUUUACUUUCAGUACCGCAAGAAGUUUGGCAUCCCCCAAGACGAGUUCAAGGCCAUGAUGGAGGCAACGUCGGACUAUGAUGGAGCUGUUAAACGGCGCCAAGCGGGAGAGUUUGAGAAACGAGUUGCCGCAGACGACCCCGAACAGCUGCAGCGCAUCACUCGCCAGGUCAUUAAGCAGACAGUCAACUGGCCAAGCACUUCGCAGAGCGUCAAGGGACUGCUGAUGGGCGGCUUCAAGAAAUCAUGGCGCUACUUGGGCGAGAAGAUAUCCAAGUGGAAAAAGGGCAAAUCCGAAAAGGCCUCUGGAACCAAAAAAGAGCAAUCAAACGGGAGCCAAGAAGCCGAAAAAUCGCAAAAGAAGGAAGAGUGA
This is a messenger RNA of Trichoderma virens Gv29-8, 1452 nucleotides long. RefSeq lists its product as uncharacterized. Gene Ontology annotation, biological process: cardiolipin biosynthetic process; CDP-diacylglycerol biosynthetic process. The record is from RefSeq and is a predicted model, not a curated record. Lineage: Eukaryota; Fungi; Ascomycota; Sordariomycetes; Hypocreales; Hypocreaceae. Bases 1 to 1452 code for a protein of 483 amino acids. Gene Ontology annotation, molecular function: phosphatidate cytidylyltransferase activity. The transcript is spliced from 2 exons. Gene Ontology annotation, cellular component: mitochondrion.